This is a messenger RNA of Arachis ipaensis, 2549 nucleotides long. Its product is annotated as Leucine-rich repeat protein kinase family protein. Lineage: Eukaryota; Viridiplantae; Streptophyta; Magnoliopsida; Fabales; Fabaceae. Gene Ontology annotation, molecular function: ATP binding; protein binding; protein kinase activity. Gene Ontology annotation, biological process: protein phosphorylation. The record is from RefSeq and is a predicted model, not a curated record.
CCUUCACUUCAUACUCCGCUUCUCUCUCUUUCUUUUUCUUUUCUCCGUUCCAAAGCAUGUCACAGAUUCCCCCCACCAAAAAAACCAAACAAUCCAAAACAAACCACCACCCAACCCACUGACACUAGAAUCAAAUCUCUCUCACACAGUCACGCGCACACAUUACAUUACAUUACGACUAAACAAUGCAUUACCUCCACUCACUCUUGCUCCUCCUCAUUUUGGUGCUAACCGCCGAUGCCAGUCCCUCAACGGAAGUAAACACAAUGCUACCAUCCGACGCCGUUUCACUGCUUUCCUUCAAGUCAAAAGCAGACCUCGACAACAGGCUACUGUACGCCUUAAACGAGCGCUACGACUACUGCGAGUGGCAAGGAGUGAAGUGCGCACAAGGCAGAGUGGUUCGCUUCGUCGUCCAAGGCUUCUCUCUCAGGGGCACCUUCGCCGCCGACACACUCGCCCGCCUCGACCAGCUCCGCGUCCUCAGCCUCCGUAACAACUCACUCUCCGGCACCAUCCCUGACCUCUCCCCUCUUAAAAACCUCAAGUCCCUCUUCCUCGACCGUAACCGAUUUUCCGGAACGUUCCCGCGCUCGGUUCUCACGCUUCAUCGGUUAGUUACUCUCUCACUCGCGCAUAACGAGCUUGCCGGUCCGAUUCCGGUUCGGCUCAACUCGCUCGACCGGUUAAUCUCCCUCCGGCUGGAUUCUAACUACUUUAACGGCACUCUCCCUGCUCUGAAUUUGUCGUUUCUUGAAACGCUUGAUGUUUCGAAUAACAACCUUACCGGUCCCGUGCCUGUUACGCCCACGCUCGCGAAGUUCGAUGCACCGUCGUUUUCAGGAAACAAUGACCUCUGCGGAGAGAUUAUCCACAAGCCAUGCGAUCGGCAUUCUAGAUUCUUCGGUGGCGGUGGCUCUUCUGCUGCCACGUCCUCCGCCGCGCCGCUAGGGCAGAGCGAGCAGGGGAUCGUGGUGGUUCAUUCGCCGAUCAAGGAAAGGAAGCACAAGAGCAGUGGAUUGGUUCUCGGAAUCUCCGUCGCGGCCGCGGUUCUCGUCGGCGCAGGGCUUGCCGUGGUUGCGGUGGCGAGGAAGAAGAAUAGAAACAAGCAAGGGGGAAUGCUCGGGGAAAAAUUUGAGACGGAGAAAACGACGGCGUUGGAGGUUGAAACAGGAAGAAAUAACCCUGCGCAGUUGGUGAGGGAAAGGGAAAACGAAAACGACGUCCUUUCAAUGAUGAAGGUGAAGAGGAUAGAGGAGAUAGAGAGGGCGCAUAAGAGUGGGAAGUUGAUAUUCUGCUACGGUGAAGUGCAGCCGUACACGCUGGAGCAGCUGAUGAGGGCGUCGGCAGAGCUUCUUGGGAGGGGGAGCGUGGGGACCACCUACAAGGCGGUUCUUGAUUCGCGGCUGAUCCUGACAGUUAAGAGAAUGGACGCCGGGAAGACGGCAGCGAUGAGCGGAGAGGUGUUUGAGAGGCACAUGGAGAUGGUUGGUGCUCUUCGGCACCCGAAUUUGGUUCCGGUGAGGGCUUAUUUUCAGUCCAAGGGCGAGAGGCUUGUCAUCUAUGAUUAUCAGCCAAAUGGAAGCCUUUUCAAUCUUGUUCAUGGCUCAAGAUCAGCAAGGGCAAAGCCCCUCCAUUGGACAUCAUGCUUGAAAAUAGCAGAAGAUGUAGUUCAUGGACUUGCUUAUGUACAUCAAGCUUCAUCCUUAAUUCAUGGCAACCUAAAAUCCUCGAAUGUCCUUCUUGGAGCAGACUUUGAAGCGUGCAUUACAGACUACGGCUUGUCCUUUCUGGCAGAUUCUUCGGUCGCUGAAGAUGCCGAUUCCACAGCCUAUAAAGCACCAGAAGUCCGCCAGUCUAGCCGCAGAGCAUCUUCCAAGUCUGAUGUCUAUUCUUUCGGCGUGCUUCUGCUGGAGCUUUUGACCGGUAAACACCCCUCUCAACACCCUGUGCUUGUGCCAACGGAUUUGCAAGACUGGGUUAGAGCAAUGAGGGACGACGAUGAUAGCGAAGACAACCGGCUCGAAAUGCUCACAGAGGUUGCCAGUAUUUGCAGUGCUACCUCACCAGAGCAGAGACCGGCAAUGUGGCAAGUCUUGAAGAUGAUACAGGAAAUAAAGGAGAGCGCAACAUGAAGCUAAGGACACGCAACUUAAACGCUUUUCAUUAUAGUUUGGGUCUUUUAAGUCUGGCUUGAUUGUUUGCUGAGAACAAAUCACACAGCAUUACAAUGGAAGUACUGUGUCAAGUGUCAACUCUUCUUGGCAAGAAUGAAUGGAACGUAUAAGAGUGAUUUUGAAGGCAAGUUUAUGGAUUAGACACUCAUCUUUCACCGUAAUAUCGACAGACUACCCAGUAAAAAUGCGGAAUCGUGGGAUAUAUCACAAUUUUACUGUCUGCAGUGGCUGGUAUGGUGUUAAUGAUACUUUGACAAAUAAUUUAUAUAGAUGUGUUAGCUUAUUCAAUUUUUGAGCUGGUUUCGGUGUUUCUUAUUUUAACAUGGAUGUUUGAAGAAGAAAAGAAAAAGGGUUUCCAGUACUUGUUUGCCA